AUGUUCGUCCUUCCGCCGCCGCCGCCGCGAUACUCUGUCCCGAUCGCCUAUGCGGCAGGGGCAGCAAACGGCAUGGCCGUCCCGAUGAUUGAGACCAACAACAUCAUCAGUCACCCUGAGGGGGGCUGUCCGUUACAGGCGGGCGAGGGAACGUACCGUCUGAAAGAUAACCUCCACCUGGCGACUCCUCCCCCUCAUCCGUCCGAGGCGCCGAUCCUCAGUCCAAAUCCGCUCGCAACGGUUCCGCAACCUCCUACCUCCGGCGUGAAGUUGUCGCUGGUCAGCGUCGGGCAGUGGGGGAAACCGCCGACAUUUCUGACGGUGAGGGAGGCCACAACUUUCGGGGAGGGGAACCCGGCGCUGGCCGCACCCGUCACCAAGGAUCCGCUCAAGCGUCGCAAGCCGAAGAGCAACAUCAUCAAGAGCAGCUCGUCGUUUGUCUCGCGCGUCAUCACCAACGAGUUGUCGACGAAGCGACUCAAUGACCGGAACCCGGAUGGCGUCUUUGCCUUUGCCAACAUCAACCGGGCCUUCCAGUGGCUGGACCUGAGCUCCAAACAGAAGGAGGACCAGCUGGCCAAGAUCCUAUUCACCAAGGCACACAUGCUCUGCCACGACAUCAACGAGGUCACCAAGUCCUCAAGCCACAUCGAUAUUGUCAUGGGCUCUUCUGCUGGUGACAUCAUCUGGUACGAGCCCAUGUCGCAGAAGUACACGCGCAUCAACAAGAACGGCGUCAUCAGCGACUCGCCUGUCACCCAUAUCAAAUGGCUCCCCGGUUCCGAAACAAUGUUCAUGGCUGCCCAUGCCAAUGGCCAGUUGGUCGUCUACGACAAGGAAAAGGAAGAUGCCCUCUUCACCCCGGAGACGGCUCACAAUGGCUCCGACGAGACUGACGGCGUACACAAGGCCGCCGCCGCCGCCGCCGCCGCCGCCGCCACCGCUGGCCGUCUGCCCCUGCAGAUCCUCAAGUCGGUCAACUCGCGCAACCAGCGCACCAACCCCGUCUCGCUAUGGAAGCUGGCCAACCAGAAGAUCUACCAGUUUGCGUUUUCCCCGGACCAGCGUCAUUUGGCCGUCGUCCUGGAGGACGGAACAUUGCGCGUGAUGGACUACCUAAAGGAAGAAAUUCUUGACAUCUUCCGCAGCUACUAUGGCGGCCUGAUCAGCGUCUGCUGGUCCCCGGACGGCAAGUACAUCGUCACCGGCGGCCAGGACGACCUGGUGACAAUCUGGUCGUUCCCGGAGCGCAAGAUCGUCGCCCGAUGCCAGGGCCACAACUCCUGGGUGGCGGCUGUCGCCUUUGAUCCCUGGCGGUGUGAUAACCGGACGUACCGCUUCGGCAGCGUCGGCGAUGACUGCAGGCUGCUCCUUUGGGAUUUCAGUGUGGGCAUGCUGCAUCGACCAAAGGCACACCACCAGGUCAGCUCGCGUCACCGCAACAGCCUCGUCGGCUCGUACUCGCAGCACACCCGCGUCCGCGCCGAUAGCACCGGCAAUCGCAUGCGGUCCGACUCAGACCGCACCGUCCCGGAUGACGAGUUCGACCAUAUCGUCCGCCACCCCGUUGAACCGAGGGCCCGAACCGCCCUGUUACCUCCUAUCAUGUCCAAAAUUGUCGGUGAAGAUCCCAUCACCUGGCUCGGCUUCCAGGAAGACUGUAUCAUGACUUCCUCGCUGGAGGGUCACAUCCGCACUUGGGACCGCCCACGCGAAGGCGUCAAUGAAGACCACGAUGCUGCGUCGACGAAGCUCAGCUCCAGCGCGACAGGGGGGUCUGUCCGGGCGGAAUCGUCGUCAUAG
Messenger RNA from Penicilliopsis zonata CBS 506.65, 1803 nucleotides. RefSeq lists its product as hypothetical. Bases 1 to 1803 code for a protein of 600 amino acids. The record is from RefSeq and is a predicted model, not a curated record. The transcript is spliced from 7 exons. Gene Ontology annotation, molecular function: protein binding. Gene Ontology annotation, biological process: carbon catabolite repression of transcription. Gene Ontology annotation, cellular component: cell tip; cell division site; nucleus. NCBI's taxonomy places the organism in Eukaryota, Fungi, Ascomycota, Eurotiomycetes, Eurotiales, Aspergillaceae.